Molecule: messenger RNA, 2025 nt
Organism: Spea bombifrons (plains spadefoot toad)
Lineage: Eukaryota; Metazoa; Chordata; Amphibia; Anura; Pelobatidae
Gene: ANGPTL2
Product: angiopoietin like 2
Exons: 4
Coding region: 109-1587 (492 amino acids)
Source: RefSeq, a predicted model, not a curated record
UGGCGUUAUCCUAUAUACAUUGUAUUAAUUGGGAAUUUGUCUCUUUUGUUUCCAGAAGUGGAAAGACGAAGAUUAUUCCAGGUGUUUGGAAAUUCCAUCCGUAGAACAAUGACUUUUGUUAGGAUCAGCCUCUUUCUCCUUGCCGCGUCUUUAUGGAGCAGCGAUGGGAGCAAGGCACAGGAAUUUGAGAACAGCGAAGGUACGGAGCAGGAAUUUAUUUACAUGAACAGGGAGAAACGAGCGGCGGAAACGCAGGACAAAUGCACCUACACUUUCAUCGUGCCCCAGCAGAAAGUCACCGGGGCCAUCUGCGUCAACUCCAAGGAGCCCGAAACGGUUUUCGAAAGCCGGCUGCACAAGCAAGAGAUAGAGGUUCUCAACAGCGAGCUUCUCAAGCAGAAGCGCCAGAUCGAGGCCUUGCAGCAGCUGGUGGAGGUGGACGGCGGCAUCGUCAACGAGGUCAAACUCUUACGCAAAGAGAGCCGCAACAUGAACUCCAGGGUGACGCAGCUCUACAUGCAGCUCCUCCACGAAAUUAUCAGGAAGAGGGACAACGCUCUGGAGCUCUCUCAGCUAGAGAACAAGGUUCUAAACCAAACGGCCGAAAUGUUGCAGCUCACUAACAAGUACAAGGACCUAGAACACAAAUAUCAACAUUUAGCCUCCUUGGCGAGUAACCAGUCAAUAGUUAUCACACAGCUGGAAGAACAGUGUCGGAAGCUGCCCCAGACCAAGCCGAUCCCUCAACCUCCACCCCAACAACCACCCAACAAGGUAUUCCAGCCCCCAAACUACAACCGCAUCAACAACCAGAUAUCAACCAAUGAGAUUCAAGGAGAUCAGAAUUUAAAGGUCCUUCCGCCUCCCCUCCCCACCAUGCCAACAGUCACCAGCAUCCCGACAUCAACAGACAAGCCGUCCGGUCCAUGGAAAGAUUGUCUGCAGGCCAUGGAGGACGGGCACGACACGAGCACCAUUUACCUAGUAAAGCCCGAGAACACAAACAGACUGAUGCAGGUGUGGUGUGACCAGAGGCACGACCCCGGCGGCUGGACCGUCAUCCAGAGACGCCUGGACGGGUCUGUUAACUUCUUCAGGAACUGGGAGACUUAUAAACAAGGCUUCGGCAACAUCGACGGAGAGUACUGGCUGGGUCUCGAGAACAUCUACUGGUUGACCAACCAGGCCAACUACAAGCUGCUCGUCACCAUGGAGGACUGGUCGGGGCGCAAAGUAUUUGCAGAGUACGCCAGCUUCCGACUGGAGCCGGAGAGCGAGUACUACAAGCUGAGGCUGGGCCGGUACAACGGCAACGCCGGAGACUCCUUCACCUGGCACAACGGCAAGCAGUUCACCACACUGGACAGGGACCACGACGUCUACUCAGGUAACUGCGCUCAUUACCAGAAGGGGGGAUGGUGGUACAACGCGUGCGCCCACUCCAACCUCAACGGCGUCUGGUACCGAGGAGGACACUACAGGAGCCGCUAUCAAGACGGCGUCUACUGGGCGGAAUUCCGAGGCGGCUCGUACUCUUUAAAGAAGGUGGUUAUGAUGAUCAGGCCCAAUCCGAACACUUUUCACUGAAAAUAAACUCAGCCCGUCACGCGAAAAGGAAAGACCCUUUCAGUGCUGGUAUUAUUGUACGACCGGUACUGGAAGGGCUUGAGGACCGUGUCUUCUACUAGAGCUGCACAGACUCGUCCGUGAACGCCAUACACUUUCUGACAUUUCCGCGAAGGCGCGUCCAUCGCGCUUCAUCCGACAAACCGGGAUCGCCGAAUAUAUCUCUCUACUACAAACCAUUCAUUAAAUCAAAACCAGUUUACAGAACCACUGGCCACUGGUGGAGGGGGGGUAACUAUCGACAAUGCCCCGCUAGGUCUAUGGUCAACGUACUAUAAAGUAGAAUGUACAAUAGAAUGUAGCGUUACUCUUUGGGUUAGAACGACACAGGAGAAAACAUCCAAUGACAGCUUAGAACUGAAAUGCGGAAACUCGUAUAAAUGUAAAUUUUUCAGAUUU